Messenger RNA from Malus domestica (apple), 1119 nucleotides. The record is from RefSeq and is a predicted model, not a curated record. Lineage: Eukaryota; Viridiplantae; Streptophyta; Magnoliopsida; Rosales; Rosaceae.
AUGGUGUGCAAACUUCAUAAAUCCAUUUAUGGCCUCAAGCAAAGUCCACGUGCAUGGUAUGCCAAGCUCAGUCAUGUUUUAGAAAGCGUUGGUUUCUGUCGGAGUAAUGCUGAUUCUUCCUUAUUUGUGCGUUCAAGUACAUCGGGUAAACUUGUGGUGCUUAUUUACGUUGAUGAUCUCAUUGUGACAGGUGAUAAUAUGUCAGAGAUUAGUGCUCUUAAACAAUAUCUCAAUCACAAGUUUGCUAUCAAAGAUCUCGGCAUUCUUAAAUAUUUUAUAGGGAUCGAGAUAGCGCACUCUCACAAGGGUUGUUUUCUAAAUCAACGCAAGUGUGUUAUUGAUCUUCUUCGUGAGGCCAACAUGACAGAUUGUAAACCUACUAGCACACCUUUGAAUAGUAACUUGAAGCUGCAAUCUCACGGUGAUCUCAUUCCCAAUAUAGAGUACUAUCAGAGAUUGGUCGGCAAACUCAUUUAUCUCACUAUCACUCGCCCUAAUAUAGCAUAUGCCGUGAAUCUUGUUAGCCAGUUUAUGCAUGCUCCAAGCAUGGACCACAUGAAGAUUGUUCAUCGUGUGCUUCGAUAUCUAAAAGGCUCCAUUGGUAGAGGGAUUCUCAUACGUAACAAUAAUCACACUCAUAUCUCAGGAUAUACAGAUGCUGAUUGGGUGGGGAAUGCUCUCGAUCGCAAGUCUAUCACUGGCUUCUGCACCUUCGUAGGAGGUAACCUAGUCACCUGGAAGAGCAAGAAACAAAGCGUGGUUGCAGGCUCUAGUGCAGAAGCAAAAUACCGUGCUAUGGCUUCGACUGCUUGUGAACUUAAUCGGCUCAAAAAUCUGUUAUUAGACUUAGGGUUUCCUCAUCAACAACCUAUGUCUCUUUACUAUGAUAAUCAAGCUGCGAUGCACAUAGCAUUAAAUCAUGUCUUCCAUGAGCGAACUAAACACAUUGAAGUUAACUGCCACUAUGUUCGAAAUCAAGUGCAGUCCAAGGUGAUUGAUACACACUUCAUUUGUUGUCAUGAUCAACUUGCCGAUAUCUUCAUCAAAGGAUUGUUGUUUGCUACUUUCCAUCACCUCUUGUCCAAGCUUGGAUCAAUCGACCCGUUUGAUCCAGCUUGA